Penicillium waksmanii is the source of this 579-nucleotide messenger RNA. Its product is annotated as glycoside hydrolase family 134 protein. Lineage: Eukaryota; Fungi; Ascomycota; Eurotiomycetes; Eurotiales; Aspergillaceae. Bases 1 to 579 code for a protein of 192 amino acids. The transcript has 4 exons. The record is from RefSeq and is a predicted model, not a curated record.
AUGCGUUCUCUGUCCUUCUUCGGUGUCCUCGCACUCAUUCCCACCGUCAUCUCUUCGCCCGUAGCAGGAUUCAAGCUUGCUACCCGUGGUGAUGAUCGAGGGAAUGAGACGGUUUCUGGCCUCGGGGUUCGAAAGCAAGAAGUGACCGGCGCUGGUGGCAACACUCGUGACUUGGCCAUUGCGAUGCUGGAGACUAAGGCUAUGACUAGUGACUAUAUAUACGGGGAUGGAAAGUCUGGUGAUGCUACGAACUUUGGAAUUUUCAAGCAAAACUGGUACAUACUCCGUCACUCUGCAUCUGCGUUCUUAGGCGAGACCGCGGACCAGGUUGAUGAUGGAGCCGUUCUGAACUCUGAUUUGGAUAAGGACAUCGAGGCCCGUCACGAUGGCGAAGAUAAGUAUGGCUUUGACGUUUGGUUCGCCGGCCAUCGCAACGGAGCGUCAGGUGUUGAAAACCCUGAUACUUCAGAUAUCCAAGGGUACAAAGAUGCCGUUCUGUGGAUUCAAGAGCAGAUCGAGAGCAAUGAAAAAUAUCAAAGUGAUGAUACUCGUUUCUGGGUCAACGUCCAGGCUAUUUAA